Molecule: messenger RNA, 4845 nt
Organism: Echinops telfairi (small Madagascar hedgehog)
Lineage: Eukaryota; Metazoa; Chordata; Mammalia; Afrosoricida; Tenrecidae
Gene: BBS1
Product: Bardet-Biedl syndrome 1
Exons: 17
Coding region: 82-1773 (563 amino acids)
Biological process (GO): non-motile cilium assembly; protein localization to cilium
Cellular component (GO): axoneme; centrosome; BBSome
Molecular function (GO): smoothened binding; patched binding
Source: RefSeq, a predicted model, not a curated record
GCGGCGGCGUCUCCGGAUUCCGACUGCGGCCCAGCUGAGAGCGAGGCCAAUUCCAAGUGGCUGGACGCGCACUAUGACCCCAUGGCCAACAUCCACACCUUUUCCUCCUGUCUGGCGCUGGCCGAUUUGCACGGGGACGGCGAAUACAAGCUGGUGGUGGGGGACCUUGGACCCCGGGAGCAGCAGCCCCGCCUGAAGGUGCUCAAAGGACCGAUGGUGCUGACCGAGAGCCCCCUGCCUGCCCUGCCGGCCGCCGCCGUCACCUUCCUUAUGGGGCAGCAUGAGCCCCGGACGCCGGCGCUGGCCCUGGCCUCCGGCCCGUGCGUCUACGUCUAUAAGAACCUCAGGCCCUACUUCAAGUUUAGCCUGCCGCCAUUGCCUGCAAACCCCCUGGAACAAGACCUCUGGAACCAGUCCAAGGAGGACCGGAUUGACCCCCCAACACUGAAGGAGAUGCUGGAGGGCAUCCGGGAGAAAGCCGAGGUGCCUCUGUCAGUGCAGUCGCUCAGGUUCCUGCAGCUGGAGCCCAGUGAGAUGGAGGCAUUUGUGAGCCAGCACAAGUCCAAGGUCAUCAAGCGGCAGACGGUCAUCACCACCAUGGCCACGCUGAAGAAGAACCUGGCUGACGAGGGUGCCGUGUCCUGCUUGGUGCUGGGCACCGAAAGCAAGGAGAUCCUGGUGCUGGACCCUGAGGCCUUCACCGUGCUGACCAAGAUGAACCUCCCCAGCAUCCCCGCGUUCCUGGACAUCACCGGCCAGUUCGACGUGGAGUUCCUGCUGGCCGCUGCCUGUCGAGACGGCAACAUCUAUGUUCUGAGUAAAGACUCCAAGCGCCCCAAGUACUGCAUUGAGCUGAGCGCCCAGCCCGUGGGGCUCGUCCGGGUACAUAAGAUCCUGGUGGUGGGCAGCACCCAAGACAGCCUGCACGGCUUCACCCACAAGGGCAAGAAGCUCUGGACGGUGCCGAUGCCCGCGGCCAUCCUGACCAUGAACCUCCUGGAACAGCGCUCCCGGGGCCUGCAGGCUGUCAUGGUGGGACUGAGCAACGGCGAGGUCCGCGUCUAUCGAGACAAGGCCCUGCUUAACAUCAUCCGCGCCCCGGACGCAGUCACCAGUCUCUGCUUUGGCCGCUAUGGGCGGGAAGACAACACCCUCGUCAUGACCACAAAAGGCGGUGGCUUGCUCAUCAAGAUCCUGAAGCGCACGGCUGUGUUUGUGGAGGCAGGGGGUGACGCGGGCCCCCCACCCGCCCAGUCCCUGAAGCUCAGUGUGCCCCGGAAGACCCGCCUCUACGUGGACCAGACCCUGCGGGAGCGAGAGUCUGCCACCGCCAUGCACCGAACCUUCCAGACAGACCUCUACCUGCUGCGUCUGCGCACCGCCCGGGCCUACGUGCAGGCCCUCGAGUCCAGCCUGAGCCCCGUGUCUGCCACGGCCCGGGAGCCGCUCAAGCUGCACGCAGUGGUCCAGGGCCUGGGCCCCACCUUUAAGCUCACACUGCACCUUCAGAACACCUCGGCUGCGCGGCCCAUCGUGGGGCUGCUGGUCUGCUUCGUGUACAGUGAGGCGCUCUACGCCCUGCCGCGGGCCUUCUUCAAGCUCCCCUUGCUGGUGCCGGGGCUCCUCUACCCCGUGGAGACCUUGGUGGAGGGCCUCAGUGACAAGGGCGUCUCCGACAUCAUCAAGGUGCUGGUGCUCCGGGAAGGCCAGGGCGCACCCCUGCUGAGCGCCCACAUCAACAUGCCUGUGAGCGAGGGGCUGGCCUCCACCUGACGUAAGCCUGCUCCCAGGACCCGGCACCGCCCACCUGCAGCAUUCCCUCACUCCUCAGCCCCUUCCCCCACCCCCACUGCUGUGCCUGCCCAGUGAGGCCCCAGGGGCUUCCUCAGGAACCACCCAGCAGGAGGGGGUGCAGGGGAGGCCAGCCCCACCCUGGGCUGCUUCCCUCAGGCCCAUCCCUCGUCUUCAUGCUCCAGUGCCCCUAGUCAGGUGACCAGGUGGCCUCACCUUCUGUUCCGGAAGCUUCUCUGAAGCCCUCUGAUGCCCCUGGGGGCUGUGAAGGGAGGAAGAGGUGCAGUGGGACAGGGGGCUGCUGAGCAAGGAGCUGAGGGCUCAGCUGUCCCACGUAGACACCACGCCCAGCAGAGGGAGCUCAGCCAGACAGUGGGGCUUUCCCGGCCCUGGGGGUGGACAGCACCACGGGCAGUGGAUCUAACUGGAAGGCGAGAGCCAGAGGGCUCACCCUGAGCCACCUGCGCACCAGGAACGUGAGCUGCCUGCAAGCGCCCGGGCACACUGGGCAGCUAGGGGAUGAUCAAGGCCCCCAGGAACGUGGGCUUGGGCAAGGUGGCCACGGUCAAAUGAAGGCUUUAUACCAGACUUUUCUAGCCCCCAUCUCUGACGCCCCUCAGCUGGGCAGGCCCUGGGGAGGAAUUGAGGAGCUGGCCCCAGAAAGGUGAUGCUGACCAGUCACUGACCGGUUUUUGUCCUCAAGCCAAGGGCCCUGAGCUGGUUGUCACGACCCAGCGGGAGAGAGGGUGACAGCUCCACCCCCACCCCACCCCCAGCCUAAGCCCUGGUGAGAGAAGUGAUGGUCGGACCGUCCCCCUCCCUGCAGGCCUGCUGCUCGCUGACAGAGCAGUUGGGUUCAGACGGUGACACCUUCAGGUGAAGCACAGCUAGGCCAACUGGAGCCCGGCCUGGAAGGGCCUGGAGGUGCAGGGAGGGUCGCUCUGGGGGUCAGCGGUCAGAGGUGCUACUUGACCAUCAGAACUUCCUAGCAGAGGGAGCUCAGCCAGACAGAAGAGGCUGCCCAGGGCAGUGACUCACACCCUGGAGCUGGGCAGGCAGGGGCCAUGCUGUCACUUGGAGGUCAGUGUGCUGGGUCCAAUGACUGGACGAUCCCUCUCACCCAACUGACACAACUUGCAAACUGCGGCCUUGGAACGAGCAAGCCUGCCCUGAGCCCUGUGGAUAAGUGCAAGGGGAGACCCUUCCAACGGGAGGCGGCUUUAUACUGGAGCACUUUGUUGUCCCCAGUUGCUCUCAGGUGGAUUCCGAUUCCUGGCGCCCUUGCGUGUGCAGAGUACCACGGCUCCUCUGGGUCUGCACAGUGGUGACAUCUCGAAAUGAGAUUGCGAGGCCUGUCUUUCGAGGCUCUUCUGGGUGGGCCCCCAUUGCCAGCCGUUCAGCUGGACAUCAAGUACUUACCUGUCCGCACCAGCCAGGGGCUCUGCAGUACCGUGCCCCCGUUAUUAAACGUGUGUGCAUGUGAGCAGCACUGCGUGGGCAAGCAGACUGGAAGUAAGGCAAAGCCAGAACCAGCGAGCGGUAACCAUUGCCCACACUGGCUAGACGCCAGGGAGCCGUGUCCACUCGGGAGGAGGGCGUUAGAGAGUCAGUGUCUUUUGAUGCUGAUCAGGACCCACGCAGGGACGUAGCACGAGGGGGCUCAGGGGUUUCCAGCAUCCAGUAAACGAACGGUCUGCGCUGCUACGCACAGCCGGCCUUUAGCUGUUUGUCCUCCUCUCGGAGCCCACGGGCGGCUGUGUCUUGGGCUUGUGGGGUCUCUGUUGACGCCUCAUUCUCGGAGGACGUGGGACAGCUCCCGAUCCCCUCCUCCCAGCCCCGACUUCCAGGUGGAAAAGCAAAUAGAGUCUUAUUUCAGGAGACUGUGGUGGGGGUCUGCCUUUGGGAAUUUCCUCCCCGGUUUUUUCUCUGUUCUCUGGCCCAGCAUCUGGUCCACAGUCGCUCCAGACAGAACAGCACCACAGCUCGGAUUCUCUUAUCUCCUCUGACCCUUGGCUUCCGAUUCCUGGGAGAUUUUGACCUUCCAGCUCUCCCGGAUUUCAAAAAUCAUAUGUAUUUUCUUUUCACUUUCCAACUGUCCUCUUCAAUCCUUGUUUGUUUUCUCAAAAUGCAUUCUCUUCCUAUCUGCGAACAUGAUCUCCUCCUUUUAUUCCUUGCAUUAUCAUUGUUUCCUCUGAGUUGCUUGUUUGUUGGCUUCCAAGAUAGGGAGCCUAAACUCAGGACGCCGACCAUCUUACGUGCACAGUAUGAAGGUGAACCGAACUAUCCCACCUCCCCAGCCCCCAGACCAGCACGGAAGACGGCCUGUCUGUGAGCGCAGUGCUGGGUCAAAGUGGGAGGGGACUGCUCUCCAGGUUUUAACUUGCCUGACUUAAGAGUUUGCAAUUAGAUGGACAAUAACUUGGUGGUCCCGAAGAGCCCCCUCAACCGGGACAGGGUUGCUGUACCGUCAGGCAGCUGAGACGAAGAUGUGCCCUUUCUGGAUAAUUUAUUUUGAACUCAACCCCCUAGGAUCCCUCUUGAUAAGAUUCCAGGAAAUAGGAACGGACCAAGGCGCAAGGGAAGAAAGCGCGAACAGGAGCGAGGAGAAGCAGCCUGCGCUCGCGGGGCAUGAAGCCCAUCUUCUUAUUUUAAAAUAUAUUUAAAGGAAACAGGAACCUUAAAACUGAGCUGAAACCUAAAGUGAUUUCCGUGCUUUUAAUAUUUUCUGCCUUUCGACUGAGAUUUUUCUGUGUGUUAGCUAGUCGUUGUUGGGGUGUUUUGUUUUGUUUUUUGCUUGUUUGCUUCCUGCCAGUUUUGUAUGAUUUUCUGUGUGUGAAAUGCAGGACAGGUGGGUCUGUAGAGAUGUUUAGACAGUAAUUGGAUGGCGCGUGGCAGGGAGGAUGGGGGAAAUGGGGAGCUAACAAUGAGUAGAGAAGACAAUGUUCUGAAAUUGUGGGGAUGAUUGAACCAGUCUUACUUUGAAUGAUUAAAUUGUCCAGUAUGUGAAGUAUAUGCCAAUAAAACUAUUUUUGAAAUGAGCUGAAGGUAAGGUUA